AUGUCAGAGUACACAUCUCAACUGCGUACACAAGCAUCUGUAUCAGGAUUGAAUGCGUCGACGGACACCAUAGGCAAUCCGAUAAUCCCCCAGGGACUCACACAAGCUCGUCGACAUGCGCAACACAAGCCUCGCUUUGCUGAAUUCGCAUGCAGUUUUGCGGAGGUGUCCCGAUAUGCGAUCCUUGCUACCAAUGCAGUCAUCCCAAGGGCAUUCUGGGGCUCUGGCGCUAAUCGCCGAGUGGUCUACAAACGUAGGCAGUGCAUUAUCGAUGGGCUACGAAUUAGGCUCAUCAAGUACGCAGACAUCCAGGGCUUCAUCGCCUCCAGACGAUAUGAGAAGACAACAUUGCAUAACGUUCUACAAGUCUUCAGCGUCACAGAAUGCGACUGGCUCGCUCCUGAUAGCGCCGCUGCCAAAAUCCAAUCGCGCGUGUCCGUCACUGAUGCUUUGAAGCGGCGAGAGCUGCUCGAAGAAUUCUUGUUCUGGUAUUAUGACUCGUUCUUGAUGCCCCUACUCAAAGUUCGUGUAGAUAGGAAUGCUUGCGCCUGGAAAUUGGUCGCUGACAUUUUCUCCCUAUAGACAACAUUCUACAUCACCGAAUCGUCGGCUUUUCGUAGGCGGGUGCUGUACUUCCGUCAAGACGACUGGUCGACACUCUGUGCGCCACUAAUCGAUAAACUGAGCCAUGACACAUUCCAGAAGAUCGAACAGG
Laetiporus sulphureus 93-53 is the source of this 715-nucleotide messenger RNA. RefSeq lists its product as uncharacterized. Gene Ontology annotation, biological process: telomere maintenance via telomerase. The transcript has 2 exons. The coding region runs from base 1 to 582 and encodes 193 amino acids. Gene Ontology annotation, cellular component: telomerase catalytic core complex. Lineage: Eukaryota; Fungi; Basidiomycota; Agaricomycetes; Polyporales; Laetiporaceae. The record is from RefSeq and is a predicted model, not a curated record. Gene Ontology annotation, molecular function: telomeric repeat DNA binding; telomerase RNA binding.